GAUUUCGGAGCGGCUGAUUGCCGUAGAUUCGGUGUAAACAGUUCUUCGAAUCUGGAGCGGACACCACACCAAACCCAAGUGCAGCGAGACUCACAACCAGCGCAAAGGCGUGAAGAAAUCGUCAGAGGAGAGGGAUAUUCCGAGGUUGCGUUUUAUCGUGACGGCCAAGUCUUCUUCAUAGACACCUAUCAACAGGAUCUCUGUUCCUACCAUGUAGAGGAUAGACAAUUGUUUUGCGUUCGUAUAGGCCAAGGUCUCCUGUCUUUUGCUGUUCCUGUUGAAGGCCAUGCCGACAAAUUUGUGGUGGGCUGCGGUAGAAAGAUUUUAAUGAUCAGAUGGGAAAGUUCCACAAAUGUGGAAAAUACUCAUCCUUACGUAAUAGAAUCACCGACAGAGCUUCCCCCAGGCAGCAGAGUGGGUUAUGGAAGUGUCGAUCACUUGGAAAAACUAUGGUUUGUGACUACGAACUACGAUGAGCGAAGACCCACCCCGGGACAUGUUUAUUAUUUGGAUUCAAAAAUGAUACGUCAUUCAAGUAUAGCGGAUCUUAAUCCGAUCACUGGUGGAUUCGUGUGGGACGUUUCUCGCAUUAGCGGACAAACAUUUCCUCAUACAUUCUACUAUGCCGAUACUCCGAUUAAUCAAAUUGUAAAAUACGAGUUUUGGCCGCAUGUUGGAGUUAUUCGUUCAAGACAAGGCCUGUUUGACUUGCCAGAACAUGGGAUAUACGGCAGUCCGGGUCGUAUAGCAAUUGAUUCGAGAGGUUGGAUCUGGGCGCCUCUUCUUGGAGGUGGUGGAGUCCAAGAAAUUAAUCCAUUUACUCGAUCAUCAGGACGAUUUAUUCCCAUACCAGCAAGGCAAGUUGGAGCAUGCACUUUUGGAGGUCCUGAAUGGGAGACUUUAUAUGUAUCAACAAUAAGAAAUGACUUCAUAGAUCCUAAUCGACCAGCUCCACCAGGCGAUGAAGGAGGUCGUAUUUACGCUAUCCACGGGCUUGAAGUCGAAGGAAUGCCCUUGAGAGGAGCGCCGACAAGAGCUUAUUCAGUAGACAAAAGAGUAUUAGACAGGGUCGCUGCAGCGAUUAAUAAGGCCGCUUGGAAGACGACCUCUCAUGAAAGGAAGCAGCUCAGGGCCAAGGGCAAUCAAGGUGAGGGAAGUUCUCGUGCGUAAGCCACAAACUUUCUCGAACUGGCCACUGCGCGACAUAAUGUACGAGAUGAGUAGUAAGCAGCCUCUGGUCAUCAAGAUUUGAAAAUGAUCCAUGUGUCGAAAACGGCCAGGAGGCGGCGCUAGUAGUAACUUUCUCCUUGGGAACCUGCAGUAAUAAGGGACUAUAUCAGAUGGGAAUAUGCAAGCUGCCAUUCUGGUUCCCCGCCAAAUUCAAAAUCGCUAAAUUGAUAUCGAAUUAUAUAAAUAGAC
This is a messenger RNA of Belonocnema kinseyi, 1419 nucleotides long. Its product is annotated as putative sugar lactone lactonase YvrE. The record is from RefSeq and is a predicted model, not a curated record. NCBI's taxonomy places the organism in Eukaryota, Metazoa, Arthropoda, Insecta, Hymenoptera, Cynipidae. Gene Ontology annotation, molecular function: calcium ion binding; gluconolactonase activity. The transcript has 6 exons. The coding region runs from base 328 to 1170 and encodes 280 amino acids. Gene Ontology annotation, biological process: L-ascorbic acid biosynthetic process.